AUGGCUCGCCAUGUGGUCGUUCUUGCUCUCCUCGCCGUCGCCCUAAUCGGCUUCGCCUCCGCCGACAGUCCCAGUCACUCCCCUGCCUCCUCCCCAUCCGUCGCCAAUGCACCCCAUUCAAGCAAGGCCCCACCAACCCACACACCGAAAUCCGCACCAUCGCCAAAACCCGUUAAGAAGUCACCGCCACCGGCUCACACACCAAAAUCCGGCAAGACUCCUUCCCACCCAGCUCCAGCAAGCUCCGCCGGUGAACCACUAUACAGGAAGGCAUCCCCACCUGCUCCAUCGACGCUCAAAUCCGCCACCCCAUCCCGUUCACCAGCAUCUGUUGGAGCACCAGCUGAGGCACCGUCGGCCGGAGCUAGCUUAAAGGCUUCUGCUGCCUCCGGCGCCAUUGCUUUGGCGAGUUACUUCUUUUUCUAG
This is a messenger RNA of Lactuca sativa (garden lettuce), 426 nucleotides long. The record is from RefSeq and is a predicted model, not a curated record. Lineage: Eukaryota; Viridiplantae; Streptophyta; Magnoliopsida; Asterales; Asteraceae.